AUGGCCUCCGAUUAUCAAAACGCCGAAAAAACCACUCUACCAUACGCAAUAGACCUUGUCAAGCAAUCAGGUGUAGCUUCUUCUGCCGGACCACUCACCAUCCUUGACCAGGCCUGUGGCACAGGUGUUGUGGCAGUCGCCCUUCACGAUGCGCUUCGCAACUUUGAAAAGAAUUGGCGCUUGACAUGCACUGAUGUAUCAACCUCAAUGGUCACUGCAGUCCAAGAACGGAUCCAGAAAAACGGCUGGGAAAAUACCGACGCGGCGGUCUCGGACGUCCUGAAAACGGGCUUUCCUGAUAACCAGUACACCCACGUCUUUGGCGCAUUUAUCUUUAUGGCACUCCCUGACUCGCAAGCAGCUCUGGAUGAGGCACUUCGUAUUCUGAAGCCGGGUGGAACAAUUGGCAUAUUAUGCUGGGGAUCUUUUGGCUGGAUCGAUCAUGUCAAUGCAGUGGCAGCUUUAUUAGGGAAUCUUCCCCAGAUAUCUACAGAAGAAUUUAUGAGAGCUAUCGGUGAUGGAAGGUGGGAAGAUCCCACUUGGAUCGAGACGCAAUUUCGGAAUCGAGGCUUGAUCGAAGUUCAGCUUACUUCUGUUGGGAAAACUAUUUCUCAGGGGAUAUCGGAGUUCAGUACGCUGAUGAAGGUUCCGUUAGAUUUUAUUAUGUCUCGUUUCUGGACUGAGACGCAACGGCAGCAGAGCGGUGCUCGAUUUGUUCCUGCGCUGGCUCAGUAUCUGGAGGAUUUGUAUGGGAAGGGCAAUGAGAUGGAGAUUGAUUCUUUGGGUAUCAUUGCCACUGGGAGAGUGCCAUGCUGA
Molecule: messenger RNA, 816 nt
Organism: Penicillium griseofulvum
Lineage: Eukaryota; Fungi; Ascomycota; Eurotiomycetes; Eurotiales; Aspergillaceae
Product: class I SAM-dependent methyltransferase
Exons: 4
Coding region: 1-816 (271 amino acids)
Source: RefSeq, a predicted model, not a curated record